AUGACCAGUGUAAUCGCUACCACAGCGACUGAUGGAGUAAAGGAAGUAGACGCCGUCACGUCGGAUGAAAAGUUAUGCUGGAGCACGCGCCUUGCAGACAAAAUGUUGAGCGAGCGCGUGAUUCGUUUACGGAUAUACGUUGUUACUAGUUAGUUGUACCAGGUUACCUUUUGCGUGAAUUAGUCUUACGUGAAUCAGAGUAUCAUGACCAUCGAGUGAGGAAGUAGGGACCCUUGGAAGUGUUGGGACAGGAUAAAGCCAUGUGGUGCCACUGCAUUAUCAUCCUAACGAAUAUCGUUCUGAAAAAAAUAUUAGGACAAACCACGACGUCUAACAACUCUCUCCUGGGACGCCGAAGAAGAGGUUCCGAAGAAGAUAAUUGGGCGUAAAAAGGCGAUGCUAGAUGGAUGGUAUCAUAAGAUUGCCACGAUGCUUCCUCAGGUGCCGCAGGAGGUGACUGCCGAACUCAGGAUGAAUCCAGAUUAUGGAGGAACGAUGGUCGUUACAGAUGUGUACUACUACUAUGCUGAAUAACUACGUCUACGCACUGGCUCUGUAGGUACUUGAAACUCGACGAAGUAGGUGUUGAUGAAUGUGAAUCAGUGAGCGCAUAACUCAUACUGUCUGCUUCUUCUAGUACAACAAUCACUUGACAUCUGUUGUCUUGCACAUCACUUGACAUCUGUUGUCUGCACCAGGGGCCCCAUAUGGUUUCUUCUGGCGCUACAACUGCCUGUCCUUACUACUUCGGUGGUUUGAGUGGUAGUAUUUGUAGCUUUCUUCUUCUUCCGCGCUGUUUGUAUCUUGUGAUUUCGAUCAUGACUACAUUCAGGGACAUUUGUCCCUACGGGUGCUGUUAGGAGCGACACUACCAGGGACAUACACAUGACAUAACUCCUACUGUCUUCUUCUCCUUCUUCUUCUAAGCAGAGUCCAUCGUCCUCGAUAUUGGUGCGAAUGCUGGAGCUUUUACGGAUCUCGUACGAAGGCAUUGCAGGAGGUGUAAGAUUUUCGCUUUUGAGUGCGUACCCGAUUAUGCACAAUACAUCAGGGAGCGGAAAAGGCAGGACCGCUUUAUGGACUGAAGAACCUUCUUCACCCAGAUCCAGCGUAGCAAGGUCACUGUGCCAGUUAAAUGACAGCGAGACGGUAUUCCACGAUUGAGAAAUUGACUGUUAGGCUGAGUUCGACCAUGCCUCUUAGAGAAAAAGGACAGCAAGACUCAUAUCCAUGAGUAGCUACUCACUGCAGUCAACACCUUUUCUGUCCCUCUUCAUGCCUCUACUCACCGUGGUCAACAGUUGCGCCUCCGACACGAAUGAUCCAUAUGACAUGAAAAAGUGUCCUCAUACUCAGAAAAUUAGCUGCUUUGCUACUAAGAUCCUGUAGCUAACUUCCUGAGUAUGAGUACACUUAUUCGCUUCAUAUGAAACGCGUUGAAAUCAAACAAGUUCGCUUAUACGAGGCGAUUGUUGGUGGGGGUGCAGGUGUUAUGGCAUCAAAGGACUUCUGGAAACAAGGCUCGGUGAAGGACGAGAUAUAGAGGAUACACGAUCUGCUCCCACUUCGAGGUGCUCUCUCUCGAGACCUGACGGGAGAUUUUAAGCUCGUGGAGAUACAAGACUCUGCACUGCUAGGUGCUUCCCUGAAGAGCCUGAAACCUCUCCCGCAAAUGUCUGCUUUCUCCCUAGUAUGUAAGCAACUAACUCCCUUGAAAGAUGAACCACACAUCUUUGCACUCCUUCGAAGCUAGAUAGUCCACACUUCUCUGCUCUUGAGAACAUAGUUCUCUAAGACACGUCGCAGUCAGCAACAUCAAAAGCAUGUCGGCUUGAUAAAAGUGGAUACGGAAGGUGCCGAACAUCACGUACUUCGAGGGAUGCAAGGCUUUUUGCUGCAGUUGCAAAAAAGACAGAAAAUGCCAGUGCUGAUGGUAUGGAUUGAAUAGUGGCUAGCGGUGUUUCUCGCCAAGUAGAUAUAGCGAGAUUUCUCUUUGCUUUUGGAGACCGUUAGGCACGGGCUUCUUUCCUGCUCGCCAUCGAAGAGAGGGUAGCAGAUAUUCUUGGAUUGAAAAGUGAAACAAACGUGCGAAAAUGUCAAUCGCUAUUCCACCUCACAUUCCCCUCCCACUUUCUAAUCCCCGUCGAGUUUGGUUGGGGACGACAGCAUCCACAUCUAAACUUGGAAUUAGAAAUGUUUGAUUUUCUGGUGCAAGACCUUGGCUACAUCAGUCGUCCUAUUACGGCAAAAGUCCUUGUUACAUCACGUGGCGAGCAAGCUUGAUAUUGCCGUAGCGUUUCCUAUGGCGUUUCCUCAGCCUAUCGUUGACCAUCCGUCGACAUCAUCAUUCUAAUCCAAAGGACUACCGCGAUAUCGACGGGACGAGCGACCUCCUGUUCGUGUUGGAGAAAGAAAUGCAGACAGGAGUAAUAUGUUAUGCUUCGAAGAAGAUAAUGCUGAAAACGUUUUUGAUAUAGAUUUGUUAUUUUUUGUUUGGUAGUACUUUUUUUUAACUGGGCACGUAUGUGGAAGCUGCCUUUUAUUUUACAUAAAUCCCCUCUACAUUCUAAGAUGAACUCGGUCUAUGACAAACAGCAGUGCACGACACAAAAGUGUUUAGAGGACGCUUUGACCCUGCUUUUCACGAGUAGCACACUGUGACAUUUCCGUGGCAACGAGGAUCUUCCAAACAUAAUUUGUCUGCAAAGAAUUUUUGAUGGAUCUGUUCAGCUUCAAGAAUAAUGAGAUCAAUAUUGCGUUGGAAUUCAAAUCUUCCCUGAAGUCAAAUCUUUUUCCUGUGUGAAGACUCUCUGAGCGGAGCAAUGGAUCCUCAUGACACUCAGAAUGAUAUGAU
Molecule: messenger RNA, 2854 nt
Organism: Amoebophrya sp. A25
Lineage: Eukaryota; Dinophyceae; Syndiniales; Amoebophryaceae
Source: the annotation of a GenBank genome assembly